AUGGCAAAAAGAAUCUUGGAUAAUAAGGAUCCUAAGUUAGAAGCCAUGGCGGUGGACCAUGAAGUACCAGCACCGAAGGAAAUUACUGUGGAGGAGUCUAGAUUGACUAGAGUCGCCAGACCACUAAGGCACGUAAGGCAUAUUCCCGUCAAAUCACUGGUUUUCCAUUCCAAGGACGGUCCCAUUACUUUUUCAUAUGAAUAUAAAAUUAAAUUGCCCAUAAAUAAAAAUAAACUGGCAGUUCAAGUGAAUUAUGCGGGCUUAAAUCCUAUUGAUAUGAAAAUCAAGAAUGGCUAUACCAAGCCAAUAUAUGGUGAAGCCGGUAUUGGAAGAGAAUACAGUGGGACAAUAACACAUGUUGGUGAUAAUUUGACAAAUGGAUGGAAUAUUGGGGAUGAAGUGUAUGGCAUUUAUUAUCAUCCCAAAUUAGCCGUUGGGGCCCUGCAAAGCUCACUACUUAUUGAUCCCCGCGUAGAUCCCAUACUAAUGAGACCAAAACAUACUUUGUCACCGGAAAAGGCGGCAGGUUCCUUAUUUUGUCUAGGGACAGCUUUUAAUCUGCUAGCUAAGCUAGAGGAGAGGGGCCAUUUGGAUACAGAAUCCAAUGUUUUGAUAAACGGUGGGACGAGCUCAGUAGGGAUGUUUGUUAUUCAGUUGUUGAAGCGGUACUAUAAGGUUUCCAAAAAUUUACUCGUUGUGACAUCAGGUAAUGGUUCGACAGUAUUAUCUGAGGCCUUUCCGGAUAUAAAGGAUGAAAUUAUAUUCAUAAACUAUUUAUCUUGCAGGGGAAAAUCUAGCAAACCACUCAGGAAUAUGUUGCACUCUGGAAAACUUGUGGAUUAUGAUGAUUUUAAUACUCUCAAAGAAACUGAAGACUAUACGCAGGGUAAAGUUGACAUUGUAUUGGAUUUCGUAGGUGGUUACGAUAUUUUGAGCCAUUCAGGCUCUUUGAUUCACUCUAAGGGCGCUUACGUCACUACCGUUGGCGACUAUGUUGGAAAUUACAAGAAAGACGUCUUUGAUUCUUGGGACAAUCCAAGUGCCAAUGCAAGGAAGAUGUUUGGCUCGAUGUUGUGGUCAUAUGAUUAUGUUCAUUUUCAUUUCGACCCUAACAUCAAGCUUAUUCCCAAGAAAAAUGACUGGAUACACGAAUGCGGUGAACUGCUGAAUGAAGGUGUUGUAGACUGCAUUGUAGAUAAGGUUUAUUCUUGGAAGAACCUUAAGGAAGCAUUUUCUUAUAUGGCUACGCAACGUGCUCAAGGCAAGAUAAUAGUGAAAGUCGAGGGAUUUUGA
Molecule: messenger RNA, 1293 nt
Organism: Saccharomyces kudriavzevii IFO 1802
Lineage: Eukaryota; Fungi; Ascomycota; Saccharomycetes; Saccharomycetales; Saccharomycetaceae
Gene: AST2
Product: Ast2p
Exons: 1
Coding region: 1-1293 (430 amino acids)
Molecular function (GO): oxidoreductase activity
Source: RefSeq, a predicted model, not a curated record